CCGCUGUCUGGUGACUCUCUUCCUUCCUUUCCCACCCACAGAACGCUGCGCUGCCACGCCGUGUGACCGGCCGUGAUUCCGCCUGCUUGGGCCAGUUCCACGCUCCACGCCGUCGUCAGCGCAGCGACCGCUCCGCGUCCUGCGCCGCGAGAGAAGCUGAGGAGAAUUCGCCUCGUUAUGCGUAAAAAAGCGCGCCGCUCGUCGUGACGCAGCGUCACCGCUUCGGAUUCAGCGCGUUUCCCACGAAGUCGAGCUGGCCGUUGAUUUAGUAACGUCUCCAGUGAGGAUUAUAUAUAUAUGGAUUAUAUAUAUAUGGAUUAUAUAUAUACCAUGAGGAUUCUGUGGGUGUUUUUAUUCCACUUCGUUGAUUUAUCAGAUGCGGUGGUCGAUCUGACCAUGAUCUCCACGGCCGAGGUCUCCAACGUCAAUCACUUCACCAUUUCCUGCAUCCACGGCGAGGGCAGCUCCGUCCAGGACGAGCUGGACAUCAAGAAGGACAACAAAAUCUUCAUGCUCCCAAAGGAGCCCAGUUUUAAGGUGCACAAGUCCAGGAAGGAGGAGGCCAAGGCCACAGACUUCCAUGACGUUGAACAUAUCGGCAUCUUCUACUGCAAAUUCAAGUGCACGACUCCACCCGAGAUGGUGACAAUGAUCAACAACUUUGAAAAAUCUAUUUUUAUUCCGACUCACCUGACCAUUACUGCAAACAAAGGAGAGACGGUUAAGCUGAGUAUGCAGCUGCUCGGCUCAGAAAAGAGAGACGUGACCUGGAAAUACAACGGAAACUACUAUUAUAUGACUCACUGGACUGAGAUGUCGGACGACACGGCGGUGAUGAAGGUGGAGAACGUAACUCUUGCCAAUCAGGGCAUCUACAGCGCCAGCUACGUGGGGGACAGCCCCCUGCACGGCGCCUGGAUGAGGCUCAUUGUCAGAGACUGCCCCAGUAAGAAGUGGGGUCUGUCCUGUGACAACGACUGCCCGGAGUGUCUCAACGGUGGAGUGUGUCAUGACGUGUAUGGAGACUGUAUCUGCCCUCCAGGAUUCAUGGGGGCACACUGUGAAACAGCCUGCGAAGCAGGAAGGUUCGGCCGGAGAUGCCAGGAGCACUCGAGCCACGACAGCAAAGGCCUCCUCUUCUGCCUCCCGGACCCCUACGGCUGCUCCUGUGCUAGCGGCUGGUUUGGGACCCGCUGUGAUAAGGCUUGUCGCAAUGACUCCUAUGGACCAGACUGCAGGCUGAGCUGUAAAUGCCAGAACGGAGGAGUUUGCGAUCGUUUCAGAGGAUGCCGCUGUCCCACAGGGUGGAGGGGACACAACUGUGAGAAGACCGACCGGGCGCCGCAGAUUUUGGACUUGGAGGAUUCCGUGGAGUGGAACGUCAACUCCAAAGCAACGAUCUUCUGUUCCGCCACAGGCUAUCCUCUCCCGAGCCACAACAGCAUCGAGCUCCGAAGGUCGGACAAGGUGGUUGUCAAGGCUACUCGUACGGUCAUGGACUCCAAUAAAAGUAAGGCCCAGUUUGAGAUAACUCCGCAGAGCACCAGCCGAGGGGGGCUGUGGGAGUGCAGGGUGUCCACCAACGGAGGGCAGGACUCGCGCAAGUUCCUCGUCACCAUCAAACAGCCCCCCGUGCCCACCACUGCACCCAAACUGCUAGAAAAGAGCAGUAAGCAGCUCGUGGUGAUGCCCAUGGAGUCCUUCAGAGGAGACGGGCCCAUCAUCUCCACCAGGGUCCUCUACAAGCCCGUGAAGAAUGAGGCGUGGUCAUCCAUCAUAGUCUACAGUCAAAAAGAGCCCAUCACACUCAUGAACCUGAAGCCUUCAACGUCCUACCACGUCCGUGUCCAGCUGAGCCGUCCUAAGGAAGGAGGAGAAGGGGACCCGGGGCCGGAGGCAACCAUGGAGACCGACUGUCCUGAGCCCACAGUGCAGCCUGAGAUUGACAUCAGCUCCACGGACGGACGCAACGCCACAGUACGUUGGCGACUGCCCGGCAGCAAUGGCGUAAGCGCCGCUACAGCCAGUGGCUAUGUAGUUCAGCUCUUUGGGCCUCCACCCAACAGUGAGAAGCUGCUGGAGAAAACCACUCUGCUCAAUGUACUUUCUACCCACUUCCCCAACCUGGACUACCAUCGAGACUACACUGUGCUGGUGCGCCUUAUCAACUGCGGCAGCCAGGGACCCCCGUCCAAACCGUACAAGUUCCGCAUCAACAGCCAGGGUCCCUCGUCCCCACGCAACGUCCAAGCCGUGCCCCUGUCUGCGUCCUCCGUCCAGGUGAGGUGGCAGCCGCCCGAGGAUCCCAACGGAGGCAUCGUCAAAUACACUGUAGAGUACCAGCCGGUGGGCCAGGGGAGCCCGCACCCCUGGGUGGACACAGAUGAUGGGAACGAGACGACCAAAGACGUGACAGCGCUCAACGGCAGCACGCUCUAUCAGUUCAGAGUCAGGGCUUUCUCCAAAGUGCCGGGGGAAUGGAGCAAAAUCGUUGAAGUAAUGACACAGGCCGAUGGGCUUCAGGUUCUAACUCCGACCACCAUGGGUGUGGCUGGGAAGCCGGCCGGGGACAGUUACCAGCUGCUGGUGGCGGUGGUGGGCUCAGUGACCGUCACCUGCGUGACCAUACUGCUGGCCCUGCUGGCGCUUUUCUUCAUCCGCAAGACGUUGAUGAACCGCAGGCGCACGUUCACGUACCAGUCUGGAUCGGGAGAGGAGACUAUCCUGCAGUUUAACUCGGGAACUCUGACCCUGACACGGAGGCCCAAGCCCACCCCUGAGCCCCUCACCUACCCAAUCCUGGAGUGGGAAGAUAUAAAGUUUGAGGAUGUCAUCGGAGAGGGCAACUUUGGCCAGGUCAUCAAAGCCAUGAUCAAGAAGGACGGCAACAAAAUGAGCGCGGCCAUCAAGAUGCUGAAAGAGUUCGCCUCAGAGAAUGACCAUCGGGACUUUGCAGGGGAGCUGGAGGUGCUGUGCAAACUAGGCCAGCAUCCCAACAUCAUCAACCUGAUAGGAGCGUGUGAGAACAGAGGUUACCUGUACAUAGCCAUCGAGUACGCCCCCUACGGGAACCUGCUGGACUUCCUGAGGAAGAGCCGCGUGCUGGAGACAGAUCCGGCCUUCGCCAAAGAGCACGGCACGGCCUCCACCCUCACCUCCCAGCAGCUGCUGCAGUUCUCUGUGGACGUGGCCACUGGGAUGCAUUACCUCAGCGACAAACAGUUCAUACACAGGGACUUGGCUGCAAGGAAUGUUCUCGUAGGCGACAGAAUUGUGGCAAAGAUCGCAGACUUUGGCCUGUCCCGCGGAGAGGAGGUUUACGUCAAGAAGACGAUGGGGAGGCUGCCUGUGCGCUGGAUGGCCAUCGAGUCCCUGAACUACAGCGUGUACACAACCAAGAGCGAUGUGUGGUCGUUUGGCGUUCUCUUGUGGGAAAUCGUAAGCUUGGGGGGCACGCCGUACUGUGGCAUGACGUGUGCUGAGCUCUAUGAGAAGUUGCCGCAAGGAUACCGGAUGGAGAAACCGAAAAACUGUGAUGACGAGGUCUAUGAACUGAUGAAGCAGUGCUGGAGGGACCGGCCCUAUGAGAGACCCCCCUUCUCGCAGAUCUCUGUCCAGCUCAACAGGAUGCAGGAGGCCAGGAAGGCCUACGUGAACAUGGCGCUCUUUGAGAACUUCACCUACGCCGGCAUCGAUGCCACCGCCGAGGAGGCCUGACUACCAGCCCCCCCAGACCCCAGCAGGCCACGCAGCUCCAGGAGGACGCCCCGCGGGCCGCGCUACUGCCCCCCCCCUGCCGGGCAGCGCCGCCACCGGGGCGGCCGGCGCCCCCUCACAACCACCCAGCUAUAGAUGGAGGACUGUGAAAGGACACUGUGGGGGGUGUCAGAGGUGUGAGGGGCCUUGGACGGAGAGAAGCGAUCGCGACCGGGCUUUUGGGAGCAGUGUGGCUGCUGCUUCUACAAAGCUGUCGGUGCCGGAUCCUUUUCUCCGAGCGCGACGGGGAAGUGGCAGAGGAGCUAUGUGACUGAAACACCGCAGGGUCUGUGGGGUGUCGACACCGGACUUUACGUUCUCCCCGUUCUUCUGAAUGGAGAAGGAAUCUGUUUAUGAAACGUGAAAGGCACAGCGGAUCAUACGCCAUCAAGCUGUCAGACAGAGAAGAACACUGUUACGAUGUAGCACUUAAAACCAGCCUGAUUCUUUGCCAUCUGUGUCUUUUGUUUGCUUUUCACUGCCAUGCGAUUGUACUGUACAAUAUUGUAUGCCUCCGUUUUCAAGAACAUCUAUCGAAGCGUCAUAUCUGAAUGUGGUCAGGGAUGCAGCUGCUCAGUGUGUGCAUGCAAAACUCCACCACAAGAGUAGUAAUUUGGAAAAUGCAACUAAUAGAGGCAGAAGGACUCGUCCCCACGUGCAGAAGCCCCAGCACGGGUUCUGCUUUCUGACCCUUUGACAUCGGUGGGCACGACUUUGGCGUUGAUUGAACAUCUGUGUGCCUGCUUCUUAGAAAGCACACAGGAAAAACACAGGAGUUGAGGAACACUCAUCUUCCCUGCUGCACUCUGCUGAUCUGUCACUGGGUUUCCUCCACAAACCGACCACAGACUCAGUCUCAGUUUCUACAGAGAAAGACUGGACCAAAGUAACCAAAGUCCAAGUAGAGGAACCAAUAAAUACUGUCUAAAAGUCUGCAUCCCAGGUAUUAUACACAGCCUGCAUGUGAUGUCCACACUUUCUUAUCUCAGUAAAGUUUAGUGUUUGGAGUAAGAAAUAUUUUACUUGUUAUUUACCAAGAACUUUUAUACUCAUAUGUAUAUUUGUAAUAAAAACCUGUGUUUAGA
Messenger RNA from Betta splendens (Siamese fighting fish), 4841 nucleotides. It is a transcript of the gene tie1, whose product is annotated as tyrosine kinase with immunoglobulin-like and EGF-like domains 1. Gene Ontology annotation, molecular function: ATP binding; transmembrane receptor protein tyrosine kinase activity; protein binding. The record is from RefSeq and is a predicted model, not a curated record. NCBI's taxonomy places the organism in Eukaryota, Metazoa, Chordata, Actinopteri, Anabantiformes, Osphronemidae. Gene Ontology annotation, biological process: positive regulation of kinase activity; multicellular organism development; cell surface receptor protein tyrosine kinase signaling pathway. Bases 298 to 3717 code for a protein of 1139 amino acids. Gene Ontology annotation, cellular component: signaling receptor complex. The transcript has 24 exons.